GGCUUGCUUCCACACUCGGAGGCUUGAAGCCUUUGUAACUCCAGGGUCUAGUGUCUUCUGCAGAGCUCCAGUCAUGGCAUACAAGAAAUACUUCUUCGAUUUUGACUAUUACGGUGUGGACUUUUAUGAAGAAGAAGUAACAACCGAACUCCAGCAAGGGAGGGCAGCAACGGCAGAUGGUAGCCACACCGAAGAAGUCAUAGGCAUCCUGAAGGAGCUGAGCUACAUGAAUGCUGUGCUCGAUCACAACUACAAUCGUCCAAUGAAGAGCGACACCCGUGGGAACCCCCAGGAACCUGCGCAAGAAGAGGAGGAGCCAGUUUUUCAAAAGCCAACCACAUAUUACCGAAAGCUCAAGUUCACUCCUGAACAACUACUUGAACUAGACAGAGUUUUUGAAGAAACUCAAUACCCUGAUGCACUCCAAAGGAAAGAGCUUGCAAAGCUCAUCAAUGUAGAAGAAUACACCGUAAAGAUUUGGUUCAACAAACGAAGAGCCAAAAUUAGGAAACACCAGAAGGCGUUACCAUGCACAAAUAUCCUACCUGAUAAACAGAACUACUUUCCCAUGAGAGUUUUGAAAGAAACCAAGAAUGUUGUUGUUCUUCAAGAGCCACCUGUAGAUGAGUUUUUCUGCUCUCAGCCACAUGUUGGCCACCCAAAUUGGCAGUGACAGCAUUAUCACUUUGCUCAAAUUAGCAAUAAAGAGUAGAAAUCUUUGAA
Molecule: messenger RNA, 723 nt
Organism: Rattus norvegicus (Norway rat)
Lineage: Eukaryota; Metazoa; Chordata; Mammalia; Rodentia; Muridae
Gene: Shox1
Product: SHOX homeobox 1
Source: RefSeq, a predicted model, not a curated record